UGGCCAAGGCAGACCUGUUACACUUGCCUGAGUUAGGCAUUGUUUGCCAUGCCACUAAACCUGCCGUCAAGUGAAACCUUCAUUGGGGAAAUGAGAUCGGAGUCUGAACCGCAGAAGAUGGACGCCCUGUCUCUGUUUUUUAUUGUUUUACUUUAAUUUCAUUUCUUUUUCUUUAUUUUGUCCCUUUUUUUUUUUUUGUUUUUGUUUUUGUUUUUGUUAUGUUAAAUCUCUUUCACUUUAACUUGUGAGCUGGUUUUCCAGUUCUUUGUAAAUGGUAUUCCAUUAAGGUUCAUAACGUGUUGCAAAUUAUAUUGGGAGAUAAUUAACACAGCUCAACCUUAAGACAAAAUAAAUUUUUCAUGCAAUAAAUUAGAAUAUAGUGUUGAGUACCUUAGUGUGAGUCUUAAUUGGUGUAUAUAGAUUGAUCAGGUACAUUUUAUACUUGAAACAUUCAAACACUCAUAAAGAUCUUAGGAACACUUCCUGAUCUUAGGAUAAUAUUUUUGUAGUUUUUUUCCCCCCAAGUUUGUAUCGCUCAUAAAAAUGAACGAAUGACUUCUAAUUUUCAUCCUUCCCCCCUGAAUUUUAGGCAUACAAAAUCAUCAAGGAAAAUAAGCAAAUUUCUUACAAUGUGGGGAUAGGGAGAAAAGUCUUUCAUUUUUAUGAUUGUUUAUUAUACAACUUAUUUCCUUGUUUUAUGAAGACUUUGUUGCCUAUUUGGGGAACAGAUAUUUGAGAAACUAUUGAUUAUUUGUGUGUGUGUUUUUCUGUUUGCUUGAAUUUUUUGUUGAAAAUCAGAGGUUACCAGUUUCUAAAUAGCUUUUGAGGUUAGGACUCACUUUAGUAAUAUGAGAGAUACUCUUUUUCCUUCCAUUAUUAAGGAAUACAGUUUGGGAAAAAUGCUAAAUUUGAUUGUUGAAAUACUUAUAUACUCUGAUAUUAUUUAGAGGAUAAAUUUGAUAGGAUUUUAUUUUGGAAAUUGAGCAGUGGAACUUUUUCUUAAAAUACCUUUAAUAGAAUAAGACAAAAGUAUUACUGAGUGUAGAGUUGUAGAUUUAUAGUAGUUCAUUACUCUUAUGAAAGACAGUCUGACAGCCUUCUGGUAUUGAAGCCAAAAGUAGGACUUCCUAAUACUAAGUGAUCAACUUUUGGCCCAUUUAAAUCCCCUUUUUGUUUGUAUAAUUGUUCUGCACUAUAUAUGGAUAUUUUGGCUUAUUAAUUGACAAGUAAUAUUAAGUUUGGAACUCAUUUUUUUUUGAAGCAUAGGGUUUUCACCUCAGGACUACAGUUUUAUCAAGGGUGUUCAGCUUUUACAAACCUUUUUUUAAAAAAAAAAUCUAUAUAACAGAGUGUGGUAUCAGUAUAAAUAGUAUAGUAUCAAUGUGGGUAUACAAAAAUACAUGUGUUAAUACUAGUAACUAACACGUACAAUAUAGGUUGUUAUUUAAUGUCUUCAAUAAGGCCUACCUACUUUUCAUUUAUCUUUAUGCAUGUUAAAAAAAUCUAUUCUGUCAGAAUUUACAUUGAAAUAAUGAAGUAACUUUGAAAUUAGGCAAAGUAAUACAAACUUAGAUGCUACAGAGUUCUUAAAGCUACUACAAUGUACCUUUUAUUUUGUUCCAGUAGAUAAGACAACCAACAUUUAAAGCAAGUUUUAAAUUCCAUCUUGAAUUCUAUCCAUAUUUAGAGAUAUAUUCAGAUAAUAAUGUUCAGAGAUUCAUCUCUCUGCACAUGAUUGUUUUAAAUAGGAUUUUUACCACUGAAACCAGGCAUGGUGCUUUUGAAAAUUUACUACAUAUAUUUCAGCUUAGUGUGAUUUUUGUACACUAUUUUAAAACAUUUUUGACAAGUUCAUAAUGGAAAUGCUUAGCCAACUACAGCAUGACUAAUUCUUCUAAAUAUAUCUACACUUAGUCAACUUUUUCAGAAUUUUUUUUGCUAAGAUAAAAAUGUGUGAAAGUUGCAGUCUUAAUCAAAAUUUUAUUUGAUUAAGGGCUGGGGAUAUAGCUCAGUUGGUAGAGUGCUUGCCUUGUAAGCACAAGGCCCUGGGUUCAAUCCCCAGCACUGAAAAAAAAAAAAAGUUAUUUGAUUAAAAUCAGCGGUUAUAAGGCAAACGAUGUAAUUCAGAGUGAAUUUUUCAUCUUUUAGGUUGUAGGCAUUUUUUUUUUUGUUUUAAGUUUUUUUAGUGUUACCAUUGUUAUUAACCAUUUAAAUGUUUAUAAGCAAGACAUUUAAACAUUAAUCAUUUCUCUUCAGAUAAGUAUAUGUAAAUUGGUUCUAAAAGUUAAAUUUUAAGAUGUUUCCUGACACUAGGGAUUUUUUUUUUGUCAUUGUUCUUAUAGAUUUUUUGUGAUCCCCCAACCCCCAGUUAUAUUCUUUGAAACUGGAUUCUUUUUAGGCAUCAUUGAUUGUUGUUGGUGAGAUGCCUUAUUAACAAAAUGGGUGUAGGCUUCCUUUAAAUUGAAGCUGACUACGUGAAGUAGGUUUAUGUUUUCUUCUGUUUAUUUGAACUUGAAUCUGUUGGAGGGUUAUCACAAUUGUUUGCAUCACAAGAAGGUAGUUUCAGUAACAGAAUAGGGGCACUCAUUAAGGAACAAGUUUCAAUUCGCACAUAUUUGUUUUUUCUUUUUCUUUUUUUUGACUAAUUUGGUUAUUUGCCAUUUCUGGGGAUUAAACUUUAAAAAAUGUUCUUCUUUUCUGUAUCUGAUGUUCUGUGUGCUAUUAGUGAUGCAGCCAACACGAACGGUUGUCAUGUGUAACACAACUUUCGAUCACCGCGAAAACAGCGUCCUGGGAAAGCGUCCAUGCUUGAUAUCGUUUGGUUCAUGAACAUUAAGUUUCCAGUACAGGUAAAAUCCCAGAGGAAUCGAAAGCGCUCUCUUUAUUGGCUCCUGCUCCAACUAUGACAAGUCUGAUGCCUGGUGCAGGAUUGCUUCCCAUACCAACUCCUAAUCCCUUGACUACUCUUGGUGUUUCACUUAGCAGUUUGGGAGCUAUACCAGCAGCUGCACUAGACCCCAAUAUUGCAACACUUGGAGAGAUACCACAGCCACCACUUAUGGGAAAUGUAGAUCCUUCCAAAAUUGAUGAAAUUAGGAGAACAGUCUAUGUUGGAAAUUUGAAUUCCCAGACAACAACAGCUGAUCAACUACUUGAAUUUUUUAAACAAGUUGGAGAAGUGAAGUUUGUGCGGAUGGCAGGUGAUGAGACUCAGCCAACUCGGUUUGCUUUUGUGGAAUUUGCAGACCAAAAUUCUGUACCAAGGGCCCUUGCUUUUAAUGGAGUUAUGUUUGGAGACAGGCCACUGAAAAUAAAUCACUCCAACAAUGCAAUAGUAAAACCCCCUGAGAUGACACCUCAGGCUGCAGCUAAGGAGUUAGAAGAAGUAAUGAAGCGAGUACGAGAGGCUCAGUCAUUUAUCUCAGCAGCUAUUGAACCAGAGUCUGGAAAGAGCAAUGAAAGAAAAGGCGGUCGAUCUCGUUCCCACACUCGCUCAAAGUCCAGGUCUAGCUCAAAAUCCCAUUCUAGAAGGAAAAGAUCACAGUCAAAACACAGGAGUAGAUCCCAUAACAGAUCUCGUUCAAGACAGAAAGAGAGACGUAGAUCUAAGAGCCCACAUAAAAAACGCUCUAAAUCAAGGGAGAGACGGAAGUCAAGGAGUCGUUCACGUUCUCGGGACAAGAGGAAAGAUACUCGAGAAAAGAUCAAGGAAAAGGAAAGAGUAAAAGAGAAAGAUAGAGAAAAGGAAAGGGAAAAAGAGAGAGAAAGGGAAAAGGAACGUGAAAAAGAAAAGGAACGGGGCAAAAACAAAGACCGGGAUAAAGAACGAGAAAAGGACCGGGAAAAGGACAAAGAAAAGGAAAAAGAGAGAGAGCGAGAAAAAGAGCAUGAAAAGGAGCGAGACAAAGAGAAGGAAAAGGACCAGGACAAAGAGAAAGAACGAGACAAGGACAGAUCCAAAGAAUUAGAUGAAAAAAGAAAGAAGGAUAAAAAAUCCCGAACACCACCCAGAAGUUAUAAUGCUUCAAGAAGGUCUCGGAGUUCCAGCAGGGAAAGGCGUAGGAGGAGGAGCAGGAGUUCUUCCAGAUCACCAAGAACGUCAAAAAACAUAAAAAGGAAGUCUUCUAGGUCUCCAUCACCUAGGAGCAGAAAUAAGAAAGAUAAAAAGAGAGAAAAAGAAAGGGACCACAUCAGUGAAAGAAGAGAGAGAGAGCGUUCAACCUCCACAAGAAAGAGUUCUAAUGAUAGAGAUGGAAAGGAGAAGCUGGAGAAGAAUAGUACUUCAGUUAAAGAGAAGGAGCACAAUAAAGAGCCAGAUUCAAGUGUGGUCAAAGAAGUAGAUGAUAAGGACGUACCAAGGACUGAGGAAAACAAAGUACAGCAAAAUGGGAAUUGUCAACCAAAUGAAGAAAACCUCUCUACCAAAACAGAAGCAGUAUAGGACCGUCUUAUGCACCUCUACACUCAAUGGUGGAAUAAAAUCCAAAGCUUUUAAUUCUCAACAAGAUGUAAACAGGGAAGAAAUCUAGCCGAGUAUGAAGUUAGAGGCUAACAGCUUUUCUAAUUGUUAGGUGAUGUUAUGGACAUCUUGUUACUGAGUAAGAAAAUAAAGCAUGGACAUCAUGAAAAUACCAGAUGUUACCCAAACCCCUCAUCUUAUAAAAACUGUGUUUCCAUGGUGGCUGACACACGUCAUGUGAUUUGUUAGUGUUUGCCAAGAACCAUUGCAAAUAAAUUAAACAUCAUUGAUCCAAAUUUGUACUUUCCCUAAAGACUGGAGGUAAACAUUGGAGGCUCUUUAAAAAAAAAAAAAAAAAAAAAAAAAAAAAAAAGCUAGUUAUUGAAUUUUGUAUUGUUUUACUUUUUUUAAAAAAAAAUUUCAUUAUAUACAGUUUGAUGAUGUGCUUGAAAUUGGUGCAAAUAUAUACACACCCUUGUUAAGUGCAAAGUAUGUAAGAAGUUUUAACAUUUACUUCACAGGAUUUACAGUGAUUGUGUUAAAUUCUCACUCUUGUGUUUUCUUUUGCUCACUGUUUAGGACAACAGUUUUUCUUUAAAAUAGUUUUACAGAUUAAAAUUGCUUAAAUAAGUGGAUUAAGAAACAACUGACAAUGCAUGCUACUGUUCUCUUUCAAAAGGAAGAGCAACUGUGUUGAAUACUAAUAAUAAUGUAUUAGUAUUCAGUGUUUAGAAUCAUUGGGUCUACCCACAAAGUAAGCAUUUCUUUUUGAACUUUCUUGACAUUUCCAAGUUUAUUAUGAAUAAUAUUGCAGUGUGACUUGUCAGCUGUAGGUGGCAAAGAUGCCCUCAUAAAAAGGAAACUGGGUUUUCAAAAUGGGCUAUGGGAGCACAAGCUGAAGCUUUAGUGCCUUCUACAAUGUGGUAUACUGUUUUCUAGAAUUUUAUAUGUGCUUGUCAUUCUCAAUUCAUAUGGAAUCUAGAUAUUCACACCCAUAGAGAAGUGUGCAAGUGGUAUGUCAGAAGAGCUUACUUAGUUCACCUCAUAUGAGAAGGAAGUUCUGUUUUCAAGACUGACUUUCAAGUUUAAAACAACUGCAGUUUUGGGACCAUCAGUUUUAUACUGUGAUAACUAAAAAUGAGACAUGCUCUGUUUUCCUCAAAUCAAAGGAAACCUUUCAGUUGACUACAUUGGAUGGCCUUAAUUAUUACCUCUCAAUCAUUUUCCCAUAAACAAUGUGCAGAAAUUAUACUUGAGGGCAAGGAGUAUUUGGGAGGUUAUUUGUUUUGUUUUUAAGACUAUGUUUACUUGAGUUUAAGAUAUUGGUCAUCCAUCAUUCACUUUUUGCAGAAAGUAUGCAAGUAGUAAAAUGACAACAUUGCUAAUUUUUCCCCCCCAAAACUUUAACUUGUAGUUUCUGAACUCUUUUCAUUAUUGUUAUAUUUCCAAAAGUACUUUUAAUUAGCAUUUUAUUAAAAAUCAAGUAUAAUUAUUUUAAUGCAAUCUAAUACAAUCAAAUUACUCAGUUGCCUUACCUCAUGGGAUGAGUUACUUUUAUAGAUUUAAAAAGUUAAGUAGCAUGUUAGUUACUUGGUUUCAACUUGAGUUUUUUUAAAUGUUAAUACUGUUGAAACUUAAGUAUUUGGUGGAGAAUGGAAAGAGUUGUUCUUUUUGCAAGUUAUGAAGCCUGGUUUGAUUAUGAAGCUGCUUAAUCAACUUCAUGUGUUCAGAAUUACUGUGUUUUGUUUUGUUUUUUUUUUUUUUUUUCCUUUUUGGUCACUGUGUACAUUAAAAUUUUGGAAAAUGCUUUACUAUGUAAAGUAUAGGUGGUCAUUUUAAUCAUUCAACCACAUAAGGUUGGCUGGUAAACAGCUUAUUCUAAUACAAGAAUGCUUGGGUGUAUAUGGAAAGAUUGUGAAGGAGUGUGUGUCUUGCAUCAACAGCUGUCUUAUUUAUGAUAUGUAAGUAGAAUAGAGCAAAUGUUGUUUGAAUCUGUUAUUUUUAGUACCAUUUCUCUAAUAAAGCUAAGUAUUUUAGAGGAAAGUAGUUGUUUAUACAUUUCAAAACAUCUUAAUUUUCAUCCUGCUCUAGUAGAUUUAGUUGGCACAGAGAUUGUUUUGACAUGGAGAGUGUAUGUUUGUGUGAUAUCUAUCUACAAAUCAAUCAUUUCAAGUUAAAAUAUUUUCUUGUACUGUGGACUCUUUUAAUGUUAGAAAUUAAUAUUUAAUUUUAUUCCUGCCACUAAUUUUGUUUUUCGUGCUGAUGAUAUUUAUUCAGCUUUAAAAUAAUCAUACUGAUUUUGAAAGAGUGAUUUUCAAAAGCUUGAGAAUGGGUCUGGGGCUGUAGCUCAGUGGCAGAGUGCUUGCCUAGCACGUGUGAGACUCUGGGUUUGAUCCUCAGCACCAUGUAAAAAUAAAUAAAAUAAAACCAUGUUGUCUAUCUACAACUACAAAAAAAUUUUCUUUUUAAAAAGCUGAGAAUCUAGGAAUACAAGAUUUGACAUUUUCUUACAUGGAAGCAAAGCCUUCUAGGGUUUAGAGAUUGUGUGUGUAUGUGAGACAGAAUGAGUUCUCUUUGUUCACUGAGAGAUGACAUGUUUCCAUUUGUUUAUUAUUUUCUUUAAAGGUAUUUUGAUUUUUUUCCUUUAAGGCUAUUUCUUUUCAUCUCCCAGGUAGAUGUUGUCAGGAAAACUUGAGGUAAGGCUAAAAAGACAGCCCUUUUACACUUCAUACCUUCUGUGAUUCUUUUUAAGCUUGAUUAUACAGAGAAGACACUCUGUUCCUUAAAUCGUACUUCAGCAAUGCUUGCUGAAGUGUAACAGGUCUUUCAUAAGCUAGCCAGUCAGUUUCGUGUGUGAAAACUUGCAAAUCCUUAACUUCUACAUUUAUCUCCUUAGCUACUAUUUUCCAUCUAAUCUGAUUUAGCUUAUAAUCGGGUCAUCUUGUGACUUUGCCCAUGUUUAGAAUUCUUCUUUUGAAGAAGUGUCUGCCUUGAUUUUCACUGUCAGAAGCUUAAAUUUUGACAUGCUCAAUUAAAAAUAAAAACUGGUAUUUAUAACCAAAAGGUUAUUUUGUCAAGAAAAUAAUUUCUUUUGUGAUAUAAAUCAUUUUCAAGAACCUCAAUCAUUCCUAUGUAUGUGUAUGUUGCUAUCUUUAUUUUAAAAAUUGAGAAAACAAAAAAACUGAUCCAAAUCUGCUGUCAACUGAGGAGAUUAUUCAAAUUUAAGGAUUUAAAGUAUAGUAAUAGGCUUUUAAAAGUUAGUUUUUGGAUCUGCACUGUAUUAUAAAUGCAGAUUGUUUUCAUUUAAUCAUUUUUAGUUGAGUUAGCAAUUAAAAUAAAUUCCUUUGGAGGGAUGCAUUUAAUAACAUUUCAGUGAGGCUAUUUCUUGUAUUUUCAUGGUAAAAGAUAGUAUUUGAUUUUAACUGAGUGGGUUAUGAAGUUGAGCCAUUCCUACAAAGUGAAAGUACAGUGAUCAUGUACUCUUUGUGUUUAAAUAUUUUUUUUGUUUUCACUACCUAUAUGUUUAGUAUUUUCAUAUGUUUAUUUACUAAUGUCAUAGUCACUUUGACUUAUUUUCAGAAUUCAAAAGUUAGUGCUCUAAAAAGGGCUAAAUUAUAUUUCUGGAAGCAGGAGUUUAGUAUAAAUGUAAUAAAGUAAUCUUUUAAAAACAAAACUGACUUCCCUACUUCAUCUUGGGUUUAUGGGUGAAAUUUUUGUUGUUUUCUUAGAAUACUUUUAUUGGUGAUUUUGCAUGAAGAGUAAUAUUUUAGAAAUAAAAGCUAAAGCCAUUUAUGGUUUUUGAUUCAUAUUUGGUCAGGUUAGAUAUAGUACCUAAUACACAUCUUUCCAUUCCAGUUUAACCCAUUUUUUUCUGUCAUCCCUGAUGUGGAAUGACCACCUAUAAAACCAUAAGUGGAGCAACAAGUAUACCACUUAUAAUAACUUUGAAGUAAUAGUUCUUAGGGGUCUAUUCUUUUGAGAAAAGUAAUAGGUGAGUGAUUAGAAUGUUUGAAAAUAUGUAAAGGACAUUUAAGAUCUAGACUAUGAUUUCCAAACUAUUUUGAUGCAUUUAUAUCAAUUUCAUUGAAAUAUUUAGAGAAUUGAAAACUUGGGACUUAAUAGGUUAGAUACCUUUAUAGUUUAUAUGUAAUACAUCCUUUCCUUUUGGGAGGUUGCUGGGGAUCAGACUUCGGCAAGUGUUCUACCACUGGGCUUCCCCUCCAACAUCUAAUGUAACAUUUUAAAAUACUUUUAAGUAGAUUUUUAAUAUGUUGCCUGAUUUUAAAAUUUAUGUCUAGUUAACAUUGUAAUUUGGAAAAUUGUCAAUUUUGAGGAGACUUCACAUAUUUUGCCUCUAAAUUUUAUUUCCCCAGGAUUAGGAUGAGUGUUAGUUCCUUCUAUUACUGAUUAGUUUUUAUUUGCUAGUUAGGUGAUUUUGUAACUAUGUAAAUUCAAAUUCAUGAAAACCAUACUAAAAGAAUUAGAAGAGAGUGAUUUCUACCAGUUUAGGGGUACUGGUAGGUAACAUUUUCAGAGAAUAAGCUAGAGAAUUCAUGAUUUCCACAAAAGGUUAAAUUUGAAUAUACUGUGUAGCUGUAUAAAUCAAUUUAAUAGUUAAAUAAUUAUCUUCCUAACCUUGAUGAGCUCAAUAGAACAGUGCUAUAGAUUUUCAAGGGAAGAGUUUAAAAUGUAAACAUUAAGAUUCUGCAUAGGUGGUGUAUAUUUAUGUUAGUAGGAUUACUUUUAAAUGGUACUAGUAAAGAUUUAUCAGAUGCUGCUGCUAUUAUGUUGCUAUAUUUUUAAUAAAAUGAAAAUUUUAAAAUCUA
Messenger RNA from Sciurus carolinensis (gray squirrel), 9285 nucleotides. It is a transcript of the gene Srek1, whose product is annotated as splicing regulatory glutamic acid and lysine rich protein 1. Bases 2903 to 4441 code for a protein of 512 amino acids. Gene Ontology annotation, cellular component: nucleoplasm. NCBI's taxonomy places the organism in Eukaryota, Metazoa, Chordata, Mammalia, Rodentia, Sciuridae. The transcript is spliced from 11 exons. Gene Ontology annotation, molecular function: RNA binding. The record is from RefSeq and is a predicted model, not a curated record.